Molecule: messenger RNA, 1584 nt
Organism: Triplophysa dalaica
Lineage: Eukaryota; Metazoa; Chordata; Actinopteri; Cypriniformes; Nemacheilidae
Gene: gjd2b
Product: gap junction protein delta 2b
Exons: 2
Coding region: 352-1266 (304 amino acids)
Biological process (GO): cell communication
Cellular component (GO): connexin complex
Source: RefSeq, a predicted model, not a curated record
UCCUGCUGUUCAGAUCUCUCCACGACAACCUGCGUGCACGUGACGUAGGGAGGAAGGGGGAUUUCCUACUUUAAGCGGGAUUAGUACGAGCCAAACAUUAUACUCCCCUUUAGGCUCAGUGCAACCUAUCUUACUGCUUGCGAGAAAGAAAACAUGAGGGCUUUAGACUAAUCAGGACAUCAGGCUCGCUCGAGGGUCAACUAGCGAACGCUUCGGAGCGAGCAAUGAGCGACAACGUCGAUUUAACCAAUGCAUUCGCCAGAUACUACACUCGCCUUUAGAACUAUAAAAGAUUAACUGUAGCAUUUUUUUCACGAUUCGCCGUGUAUUCUAGUCUCCGAAUGAACAGCUAUGGGGGAAUGGACAAUUCUCGAGCGUCUCCUGGAGGCAGCUGUCCAGCAGCACUCUACUAUGAUCGGCAGGAUCCUACUGACAGUAGUUGUGAUCUUCCGGAUCCUAAUCGUGGCGAUAGUAGGCGAGACGGUGUACGACGACGAGCAGUCCAUGUUUGUGUGUAAUACAUUACAGCCGGGCUGUAACCAAGCAUGUUAUGACAAAGCGUUCCCUAUAUCUCACAUAAGAUACUGGGUGUUCCAGAUUAUCAUGGUGUGUACCCCGAGUCUCUGCUUCAUCACAUACUCGGUGCAUCAGUCCGCCAAACAGAAGGAGCGGAGAUACUCUACAGUCUACCUAUCCUUAGAUAGAGAUCCCGAUUCAAUGAAACGAGACGAUAGCAAAAAGAUCAAAAACACCAUCGUGAACGGAGUACUUCAGAACACGGAAAACUCCACCAAAGAAUCCGAGCCAGACUGUUUGGAAGUGAAAGAGAUCCCAAAUUCCACUAUGAGAACUACAAAAUCUAAAAUGAGAAGACAAGAGGGCAUCUCAAGGUUUUACAUAAUUCAGGUGGUUUUCAGGAAUGCUCUGGAGAUUGGCUUCUUGGUUGGUCAGUAUUUCUUGUACGGAUUCAACGUGCCAUCGGUGUAUGAGUGCGAUCGAUACCCUUGCAUUAAAGACGUCGAAUGCUACGUUUCCAGACCCACAGAGAAAACUGUGUUCCUUGUCUUCAUGUUUGCAGUCAGUGGACUGUGUGUGGUGCUUAACCUAGCGGAACUCAACCACCUGGGCUGGAGGAAAAUUAAAACGGCGGUAAGGGGAGUGCAGGCCAGAAGAAAGUCCAUAUAUGAGAUUAGAAAUAAAGACUUGCCAAGGAUGAGUAUGCCGAACUUCGGUCGGACCCAGUCAAGUGACUCUGCCUAUGUCUAAAACUCCCUUUAGUUUAUUAGAAUAUAUAGAAAAGUAAUAUUAUAAAUUGUUCAUUUCACCUGUUUAAUGGUGUGGUAGAUGGUAGAAACGUUUGUUUGUUUUCCACCAGGCUACUGAAGGGAACUUUAUGCAACUUUAUUUAUAUUUUGGUUCGAGACUUUUGCAAUUUAUUUUUAUUUUGCACUAAAUGCUGAUUUAAAGAAAACAACCAUUCAAACCCAUGUUGUAGAGGUGUUUUUAUUUCGUUUCAUUUUUUAAAGGUUAGUCACGUUUUAUUUUCAUUCUCAACACUUCCUCUGGUUUUAGCUCAUGUGAAAG